AACAGUGUUUGGGUUUCGACAGACCAUGAUGAAAUAGAAAACAUAGCCAAGCAGUUCGGAGCCCAGGUACAUCGGAGAAGUUCAGAAACCUCCAAAGACAGCUCUACCUCGUUGGACGCCAUUGUAGAGUUCCUUAAGUUCCACAAUGAGGUGGACAUCGUGGGGAACAUCCAGGCCACGUCGCCCUGCCUCCACCCCAGCGACCUGCAGAAGGUGGCGGACAUGCUGCGCGAGGAAGGCUACGACUCCGUGUUCUCCGUGGUCCGCCGCCACCAGUUCCGAUGGAGCGAGAUCCAGAAAGGAGUUCGCGAGGUGACGGAGCCUUUGAACCUGAACCCCGCCAAGCGGCCCCGGCGGCAGGACUGGAGCGGGGAGCUGUACGAGAACGGCUCCUUCUACUUCGCCAAGCGCCACCUGAUUGAGAUGGGCUACCUGCAGGGAGGGAAGAUGGCGUACUAUGAGAUGCGGGCGGAACACAGCGUGGACAUCGACGUGGACAUCGACUGGCCCAUCGCCGAGCAAAGGGUGCUAAGAUACGGCUACUUUGGCAAGGAGAAGCUUAAAGAGAUCAAACUUUUGGUUUGCAAUAUCGACGGGUGUCUCACCAACGGCCACGUGUAUGUAUCGGGAGACCACAAAGAAAUCAUAUCUUAUGACGUAAAAGAUGCUAUUGGCAUAAAUUUGUUAAAGAAAAGCGGCAUCGAGGUGCGAUUCAUCUCUGAGAGGACCUGUUCCAAGCAGACACUCGCCUCCCUGAAGCUGGACUGCAAAAUGGAAAUCAGCGUCGCGGACAAGCUGGCCGUGGUGGACGAGUGGCGGAAGGAGAUGGGGCUGUGCUGGAAGCAAGUGGCGUAUCUCGGGAACGAAGUGUCGGACGAGGAGUGCUUGAAUCGCGCGGGGCUCAGCGGGGUCCCCGCCGACGCCUGCACCUCCGCCCAGAAAGCGGGGGGCUACAUCUGCAAGUGCAGUGGCGGCCGGGGCGCCAUCCGAGAGUUCGCCGAGCACAUUUUCCUUCUGAUGGAGAAGGUGACUAACUCAUGCCAAAAAUAAGAGACGCGAGCAUCCUGGCAGGAAACGCAGGCCCGGCCGCUGCUUUGGGUUUUGGGGUGUCCUUCUGGUUUUGGCUUUUGGGGUGCAGUCCGGCCUCUCCAUGAUCUAAUGGUGCAGAAGGUUUGAUGUGAUUUAUGAUAGAUUCCCCCACACACACCCUCUCCUCCAAUCGCCCCCCCCAGCCCCCCAUAUGAAAUAAGCGUACCCCCACAUCUCGACGAGAUCCUGAUUUCCAGGGGUGACGGCAGCGUCGCUCAGAUUCUCAGUAAACACCAGGUGUGAGCUCCCCCCCCAUGUGCGUGCCCGCCGCCCCCCCCCCCCGCGUGAAGUGUGUCCGUGUGUGAUUUACACGACACCAGGAGUCUUGUGUAUGUAUUGGAGGCCGCGGGCCCGAGGCCCGGCCUCCCCCUCAUCAAUAAAAACCGCAUUUCACAAA
This is a messenger RNA of Dipodomys ordii (Ord's kangaroo rat), 1486 nucleotides long. It is a transcript of the gene Cmas, whose product is annotated as cytidine monophosphate N-acetylneuraminic acid synthetase. Gene Ontology annotation, molecular function: N-acylneuraminate cytidylyltransferase activity. NCBI's taxonomy places the organism in Eukaryota, Metazoa, Chordata, Mammalia, Rodentia, Heteromyidae. The transcript has 7 exons. The record is from RefSeq and is a predicted model, not a curated record. The annotation marks the transcript as partial.